Molecule: messenger RNA, 1604 nt
Organism: Chara braunii
Lineage: Eukaryota; Viridiplantae; Streptophyta; Charophyceae; Charales; Characeae
Source: the annotation of a GenBank genome assembly
UCCGACAGAUCAGGGCAAAAGGUUGGAGGGAAUGAGGCUGAAGAGAUGAGCGUUGUGCGCGACAGCUCUGGUGGGGAGCCGACUUCUUCGGAGAAGAAGUGCAAGCGACAGAAGACGGUGCGAGAAGAGGUGGCGGAACAAACCCGACGCAUGAAGAGGAUGAAAGGACACUCGGAGCCGAUGAUUGGCGGGAAUGAAGGUGGCGUCGGAGAAUGUGCCUCGGGAAAGAGGAUGCCAGGGAUGAGUGGCAGACAAGAACAAGGAGUCAAAAAGAGGCAGUCGAAGCAAGAGGCUGAAGAAGGCGAUGGCCAGAAGAAACCUCGGAGGAGGAAGACUGGUGAGGGGACGAGUGGUGGUGAAAGGGCGGUCGGUAGGCAGUACGACGAAGCGGCAGUGUUUUGGCUCGAAUACUACCGGAACGAUGACGGUGAGAUCGUGGAGAAGGAGCUUCCCAUUCAACUGCUCAUCGACCCAAGGAAGGUCUGCGACAUCCCGCCGUCGGAAAGAUAUUACAAUCACCGCAGUCUCACUCGCGAUGGUGUCGAGGACAUCAAGGGUGAGAUGCUAAGGCAGUUCCACGAGGAAAAAGGAAAAAUCUGUACGAAAAACCCUUUGGUUCUGACACCCAUCUACAAGCCAGUGACGCAUAAGCCGGAGAGAGCUGAGAGGGUUCACAAGGAUGUCUUCAAGCCAGAGGACAAGGACAAGUACUUUUAUUACCCUGUGAACGGACAACACACCGUGGCUGCUGUGAAGGAGUUGGCCGGCGAGCCAAUAUUCGAAUUGUGGAAGAUGCACUCGUGGCCAGCCAGAGUCGUGUGGUUCUCCGACGAAGACUUUGGGGGGUAUUUGCAGGUCAGUUUCACGGAGAACACAAGACACAAGAUGUAUAAGCAGCGUGCGUACAAAGCCGCUUUCGAGGACACGCAGGAGGCAUGGGAGAAUCAAGGAAGGCCGGUGGCCAUUCAAGGGAACCCUUCCGUGAGGCAAUGGAUGCCGCUUGUGACGGCUGGUGAUGAGGUUUUCCGCAAAGGCAUGAAGUUCUACGACAAAUGGGCCGAGGGAAAGUUGUUGGGCGGAGAUGGGAAGACGCUUUUGUCGAAGCCGGGCAAAUACAUGCCAGACAAAUCUCCAGGUCUUCAAGCGAUUCCGAAAAUGGGCGCGAAAGGGGCGGCUGGUGAAAUGAAGAUGGGGUGGUUGUCUCUCGCUGACAUGAUCGAUGCCGAAAAACCGUCGAUCCUCGACAACAUUCUUGCGCUGAGGGGAGUGUUCGUGCAAUUGGCGGGCGGGCAUCUAAGACGUCAGCAUAAGCCAGGAAUUAAAGACAUGGUGGCGACGAGGAAAGUGGACCGCAUGAUGCUCCGCAUGUUUCACUACAUCUUGUUCCUCGAAUCCGAGGAGGACGCGGAGGUUUGGAGGUAUGGGAGCCAGUUUUUUCGGACCGAGGAGCAACUUCUGGCGGAGUUCGCACCUCGGGGCCUCACGAAACAGUGUGGGUUGAACUGCGGAAGCAUUUCUACGGCGCGGUGGAGUACGUGAACACUUGCAAACGUUGUCUCCAUACGAGAAAGAGUCCCUCGACGAAACAAAGAAAAUGGACAAUG